This is a messenger RNA of Closterium sp. NIES-67, 693 nucleotides long. Lineage: Eukaryota; Viridiplantae; Streptophyta; Zygnematophyceae; Desmidiales; Closteriaceae. The record is from the annotation of a GenBank genome assembly.
UUUCCUUCAGUCGCUCCUGCUGCUACUUUCAGCCAGGAGUUGCAUUCCGCGGGUCAAGCUGAAACCAUUUCAGCUUCUGCAAACUCGCAUUGCUCUGCUCGCGUCAGAACAGCCUUGGGCUCUGUUCGUGCCGAGCAAGGAGCUCUGAGUCCCCGCUGGGCCUUGUGCUAGCCUCGUCGUAACGUAAUCGCGUGACGACCUCUUUGUGGUCAGUUCAGAUCCUAACACCAUGUUGACAAUCUUCCACAAGGGUGUGGCUCCUAGCCAACCCGCUCUCGACUGUGCUCUCGCUGACGCGGCGGAUCCGAGUAAAGUUCACUCUGGGAGUGAGGCUCUCGGGGAGUUUCUAAAGAGCCAUCCGUCAGCUACAGUGCUGCAUUUCGACGACAACCUCGAGAUUGCCUUCACAGGAGACGGUGGCAGACAAUUUGCUUCUUGCGACGACAACUUUUGCACCUUCAUCGGCAAUCUCGAGAACCUCGCGCAAAUGCGGGUAGCGUACGGCCUCACCCGGUACCGAAUCUCCGAGGCUGCAUUCUUCCGGGGUCCUUUUUCGUUUGUCCUGUACGACCAGAAGCAGAAGAAGGUGUUUGUCGCUCAGGACGCGUAUGGGAAGCGGCCUUUAAGAUGCGCUACAGACAAAUGUCGCAAGUGGGCAGCGAGUGCGAUCUGACUGCCAUCUAAUCCAGGCUU